AUGAAAGCAUUGUACCACUUGCAGAUAUUGGAGGAGCACAAGGUAUUGGACGACGAGAUGCGCAAGCAGUUGAAGUUGCAGGCACAGAUCCACGCAGACCAUCUGCGCGAGGCACUGGCAACGAAGGAACGCGAGAUGGAACGCAAGAUCAAUCGCGCGCUCAACGAACACAAGGAGGAGGAGUCGAUUAGAAGCAAGACCCAACUUGCCGCGGUCAUCGGGAGGCUCCGAGGACUCGACGAGGCUCUCAAGAGUCGGCUGGAUGCGGAAAAAGACGCCAGCGAAGCUCAGCUAAUGUGGGGAGCGUGCCAGACUUUGGCCAGAGCGGUGAAGGCGGCGCCGCCAGGAACUGCGCCCGAAGAGGCACUAAGACCGCUCGAACCGGAAAUUAAGGCCAUUGCCAAGGCGGCACCUAAAGAUGACGCAUUCGUAAGCGCAGCGAUCAAGGGAAUUCCCACGGAGGCUGUCAAACGUGGCGUUUAUCCUGAGGAUGCUUUGAGAGAGAGGUUCAUAAAGGUGGAGCAAAUGGCCAGGAAGCUGGCAUUGGUGCCGGAGCAGGGAGCCUCACUGCCUCUCUACUUGCUGAGCUAUCUGCAGAGCUUCCUGUUGGUCAAGGCGGCCAGUCCCAUACCCAAGCACGAACUCGACGACAAGCCUAUCGACGUCGAGUCUCUCGACACCUACGGGGUACUACAGCGAGCCAGGUAUUGGCUGGACCGAGGUGACUUCAAGAUGACGCUGCGUUACAUGAACCUGCUGGAGGGUGCACCGCGCAGCGUCGCACGCGACUGGAUGAACGAGGCGCGAAUAUUGCUGGAGACGCAGCAGGCUAUCGAAUCGCUCGUCGCUUAUGCUGGUGCCAAUAGCCUUGUGUUCAUGGACGGCGGUGCAGAGACAAAAGAAAAGUCGGCGAAAAAGUAGCGCAACUCCGGGGAUACUUGCAUUUGGGAAUAGAACAAUAGAGCGAAGAGAAAAAAAACAGCCUGGCGCAGCAGCUCGAAGGACAAAUGAGCCAGUAGCCUUAAUUGUACAGUCACCGUCUCUUUUUAGUAAAUUGCAUUCGAAGGGAGAGGAAAGAGAAAUGCAGCCGAUCGCUCGAAUGAAUUUUUAUCCCAAUGAUAAAUAUUUGCACAUACGUCAAACUGCGAUUUCACAUACCUAUCUAAUUAAUUUUUUUGGUCAUGACUUCCGAGUUAGCGUUCGUCUUAACUUGAGCAAACAAAUUUCAAGCACUUGUUACCUGCCGUAUGACGAUUAUCAAUUUCUACGUAUGGUAUCUACGUACGUGACAUUCUACUUUUGUCCCGUGGUUGUACAGCAAACUCGAACAUCCCAAGGAGCGAGCGUUUCGUUUUCGCUGUAGAACCUCUUACAGUUUGUUUUUCUGCCUCCUCCCUACUUAGGCGACAACGUGUUCAUUUUUAAAGUGAAAAGAUUUAACUAUUACUUGACUAUUGUUUAUAGAAAUAAAAUUCAAAUUAUACAUAGUUGCCGAUUGUAAAUGUCUUUGUCUGCAAAUGACACACUGUGGAAGAAUGAAAAUUGCAAUGAAAGGAAAUUUUAAAAAAAUUUAACAAGCCUGUUUCUUUUUGUAGCACCAAAUAUCCUUUCUAUCAUCUCUUAUCAAAAUCCAUGUCAUUUCGUAUAAUCUACGCAUAAAGUUAUAUUCAGUUACUAUUGUACUCCACAUAAUUUUUUUAUUUUAUUAAAUAAGGCUAUCGCUUGUUACAUUUUAU
Messenger RNA from Phymastichus coffea, 1736 nucleotides. Its product is annotated as MICOS complex subunit Mic60-like. Lineage: Eukaryota; Metazoa; Arthropoda; Insecta; Hymenoptera; Eulophidae. Gene Ontology annotation, biological process: cristae formation. Gene Ontology annotation, cellular component: MICOS complex. The transcript is spliced from 6 exons. The coding region runs from base 1 to 921 and encodes 306 amino acids. The record is from RefSeq and is a predicted model, not a curated record.